AUGGACUCUCCACGCCUCGCGCCGCACCCGCCGGCGAGGGGCUCGCUGAAGGGAGCGGCGGACGAGGAGAUUGAGGCUGCCUCCGCCGCCUGCUGCCGUAUCUGCCUCGAUUCCGGUGAUGACUUGAUCUCGCCCUGCAUGUGUAAGGGGACGCAGCAGUUCGUGCACCGCUCUUGCCUUGACCACUGGAGGUCUAUCAGGGAAGGAACUGCCUUUUCACAUUGCACAACAUGCAAGGCGCAAUUCCAUCUACGGGUGCAAUUUCUCGAGGGAGAUGGGGGCUGUAAAAUGAAAUUCCGACUGUUCGUUGCAAGGGAUAUCCUACUUGUGUUCCUUGCCAUCCAAACUGCCGUUGCUGCCAUCGGUGGUGUGGCAUAUUGGCUGGAUAAAGGUGGGCAUUUCAGGAACAGAUUUGCUGAUGGGUGGGUUCACAUUCUUUCAAAGCAUCCUGUGCCCUUUUACUAUUGUGUUGGUGUAGUGGUGUUUUUUGCACUGGUUGGAGUUUUUGGGCUCAUUUUACACUGCUCGACGUCCCCGUCUUCCAACAAUGAUUUUCCAUGCUUCGCUAGAUCCUCGAACCGCAGAUCAGAUUCAUCAGACGAUGACUUUGUUGUUGUUGUUGUCAUCGUUAUUAUUUUUGCCAUCGUUGGAAUUGUGUAUGCCUUUAUUGCUGCAACUAUUGCUGUCCAGCGGAUCUUUCAACGACACUACCACAUACUUGCUAAGAAGGAGCUGACAAAGGAGUAUGUCGUGGAGGACCUCCGAGGGGGUUAUACACCACCAAAGUUGGACCCAGAGCACGAGCAGCGCUUGAAGAAGCUGCAGCUCAUAUAG
Molecule: messenger RNA, 834 nt
Organism: Panicum hallii
Lineage: Eukaryota; Viridiplantae; Streptophyta; Magnoliopsida; Poales; Poaceae
Exons: 6
Coding region: 1-834 (277 amino acids)
Molecular function (GO): zinc ion binding
Source: RefSeq, a predicted model, not a curated record